Molecule: messenger RNA, 1441 nt
Organism: Aphidius gifuensis
Lineage: Eukaryota; Metazoa; Arthropoda; Insecta; Hymenoptera; Braconidae
Product: probable RNA-binding protein CG14230
Exons: 6
Coding region: 84-1232 (382 amino acids)
Molecular function (GO): RNA binding
Source: RefSeq, a predicted model, not a curated record
UCAAAUAAAUAAUAAACACACGUGUCAAACGGUAUUGUUGUUGGAUAGUUUUUAUUAAGACAAUAACAAAUAAAUAAUUAAACAUGAAGAAUAAUUAUAAUAAAAAAAAAAAUUAUAAAAAAAAAACAAUCCAAGAGCCUGUCUUACAAGAUUCAGAAGCAAUUAGAUUGGCAAGUUUAAAAAAACAAAAAAAAGCAUUCAAAGCUAAGGAACAAGUUAUUCGUGAUGCUUUAAACUCUGUGGAUAACAAUACACAAAAUAAUAAAAUUGUUUUUGAUGAUGAAACAAUUGAUACAUAUAUAAAUACACAAAAUGUUAUUGAAACGAAAAAAAAGCAAUUAUUUGAUGAUGAUGAUGGUGAUGAUGGUGCUGACAGUGGAGCAGGGAUUGAAUUCAAUAUUAGUAAAAAAGAAAAGGUGGUGACUAUUGGAAAUGAUGAUAGAUUUAAACUAAAUAAACAAUUUCUUGAUGACAAUGAAGAACAUGAAGUAGAUCAGCAUGAAAAUGAUGAUAAUGAUUUUGCAAAUGAAAAAAGUAAAGAAAUGGAAAUACUACAAAAGUUAUUGGGCAAACCAAUUUCAAAAAAAACUUCUGUUGAUAAUAAAGUUAAUGGUGUGUUUCGUUAUGAUCCAAUGGCUCCAAAUCAUCAAGAUUAUGAACCAAAAAUUGAGAAAAAAGUAAAACCAAUUUCUAAAAAACAAAAAAAAGCUGAAGAAGCUAAAAAAAAAGUUGAAGAAGAAGCAGCACUUGCUGUUCCAGUAUCAAAUGAAGUUUUUUUUUCAGUAUCUGAUAAACUUUCUGAUGCUUUAAAAGGAAAAGAAGAAUUUAGUUUACUCAGUAGUUUUGGAGCAGUUGAAACAGAAAAUAACAAUGAUAAACAAACGACAAAUUUUAUUGGAGAAAAAAUGGAGUAUGAAUUACCAUCAAGCAAUCGAUUCAAAUAUGACAGUACUGAUGAUGAAGAUGAAAAUUUUAAUAAAGCUGAAAAUGAUGAUGGAAAAAUAAAUAAUAUAAGUGGAUUUGAAAAGCUAAAUGAUUCAUUCUUUUUUACUACAAAAGAUACAAGAUUUAAAGAUGCUGAGAAUUUUUUUAAAUCAGCUGCUGUUUUGAAAGAAUCAUUUAGCCAUGUACGUCGUGAAUUAAAACAAAUUGUUAGAAAAAAAAUUCGUAAUAAUGCUAAAAAACUUGAACCACGUAAAAAAAAAAUUCAAACAAUGAAAAAAAAACAUUAAUUGUAAUGAUAAUUUUUAUUAAUGUAAAUAAUAAUUUAAAAUUUAUGAAAUUUACAAAAAUAAUUGCUGCUACUUAAAAUUAUUUCAAUAUAUAAUUUAAUUUUACUAAUCUCAAUAAUUUUAUUUUAUAAAUAUAAAUUUAAUUUUCUAAUAAUUAUCAGCUAGAAUUUUUUGGCUUUUGAUUAGUAUUGUUUUUAAAACCAAGCAUA